UAUCGAAGACUCGAUAUCUAUAACUACGUUAGUACCGUGGUGUCAAGGCAAUAUCUUUAUAACGCACUUCGAGCAGCACGGAUAUUAGUCCUUACUUUUAAACUAGCCUCGUUAAUAAAUACUCUAACGAAAGGGUUCCGAGCGAUAGCGAGAUUUACCGAAAAGUUCGGCAAUACCGAUAUAAGGCAAAUACGCAUUUCGAGAAUCGGUGGUUAUCCCGGCUAUCCGAUAACAAAGCUAGACGGCUCUGUGGACUUAAAUCUUAUAUAA
This is a messenger RNA of Penicillium alfredii, 270 nucleotides long. RefSeq lists its product as uncharacterized. The transcript has 2 exons. The record is from RefSeq and is a predicted model, not a curated record. The annotation marks the transcript as partial. Lineage: Eukaryota; Fungi; Ascomycota; Eurotiomycetes; Eurotiales; Aspergillaceae.